AGGGAAGUCAGUUUAGUGGAAAGCCCCGAGGCUGGAGUCAUCUCCCGUGCCCUCUCUCCGGGCUCCUACAUGCAGAUUGCAAAUCGAGGAUAGGGGAGGGGGCUCGGCCCACCCAGCUGCGUCGACCGUCGUUACAGACGAGAGGGGUCGCUGCGGAGCCGGUUCUGUCGCCCCCUCCCCCGUGAAUAACGGGGCUGGGGAAAAUGAGAACGAGAGGAAACGCAGUGGGGGUGGAGAAAGAGUUCACUUUGGCGGCUUUUCUCAGGAUAGAACUGAGCGCGCGAAGAAACAAGCUAAUCUCCCGCCGCCACUCGUGCCCGGCCUGAGAGGGCGCCGCGCGUAAGUAGGCAGCCAGGUAAAACGGACGAGUCCUGCUCGCGAAGGAGCAAAUCGGAGAGGGGGAGGGAAAAGAUAAGACGAGAGCCGACCUCCGGCUUACUCCGAACUUCAUUUGCGCUUGGCGGCGGCAGGAGGAGGAGGAGAAGGAGGAAGAAGAAGACGUGAGGCGCGCGCGUCCGUCUUUAGGUUUGGUCUGAUUGCAGGAAAGUCACUCCCCGUCGGCAGCUUUUAAAGCCCCUGGUAGCGCAUCGUGACUGCCUUGGGGCCGUUGCGGAAGAGGCCAAAAGUGUACAGCUGCAGGAACAGGCGACUCCCCCUACUGUGCGUGAGGGUGGGUGUGUUCGCGCAUUUGGAGCGGCAGCGGCUGAGGGACGGUGAAGGCUCUCUCUGUUCCAGGAGCUGGGAUUAUACUGGCUGGCGGGUACGCGAAGUUUGUUCACCGGGAGAAUGCAUUAUGAGGAGUCCUCCUCGCCGGCCUUGCAGAGACCCCGCUAUGGCUCUAUUGUGGAUGAUGAGCGGCUUUCAGCAGAGGAGAUGGAUGAAAGGCGACGUCAGAAUAUAGCUUAUGAGUACUUAUGCCACCUAGAGGAAGCAAAAAGAUGGAUGGAAGUUUGUCUUGAUGAAGAGCUGCCACCAACUACUGAACUGGAGGAAGGUUUAAGGAAUGGUGUUUACCUUGUCAAACUAGCAAAGUUCUUUGCACCCAAGUUGGUCUCUGACAAGAAGAUCUAUGAUGUGGAGCAGACACGUUAUAAGCAAUCAGGUCUUCAUUUCCGGCACACAGAUAAUACUGUACAAUGGCUACGGGCAAUGGAAUCCAUUGGCCUGCCUAAAAUCUUCUAUCCAGAGACCACAGAUGUCUAUGAUAGGAAGAAUAUACCUCGAAUGAUAUAUUGCCUCCAUGCACUAAGUCUUUAUUUGUUUAAACUAGGAAUAGCUCCACAGAUCCAAGAUUUGCUGGGGAAAGUAGACUUUACAGAGGAAGAAAUCAGUAACAUGCGGAAGGAAUUGGAGAAGUAUGGCAUACAGAUGCCAUCAUUUAGUAAAAUUGGAGGCAUAUUGGCCAGUGAACUUUCUGUGGAUGAAGCUGCAUUGCAUGCUGCAGUAAUUGCAAUUAAUGAAGCUAUUGAGAAGGGAGUAGCAGAUCAAACUAUCAAAACUCUGAAAAAUCCCAAUGCUAUGUUAGUCAAUGUGGACGAUAAUCUUGCCCAUGCAUAUCAAAAGGAACUUUCAGAAGCUAAAAAGAGAAAAGAAGAGAAUUCGAGACUGAAGAAUGGCUCAAUUCUGGAGGAGGAAAGAGAUGUGUAUGAAGAGUUGCUGACACAAGCUGAGAUACAGGGAAACAUCAAUAAGAUCAACAAACUUAUAGCAGUUGACAAUAUCAAUACUGCAAUUCGUAACUGUGACCCAAAUAAGACAGUUGCUUCUCUGAUGAAACCUGAGGCUCAGUUGCCUGAUGUUUACCCAUCUGCUGCUACUGUUUAUCAGACUGAACUCUUCAAUCUUCAGCAACAGAAUGCGGUGAAAUAUUUGGCUCAUGAUGAACUGUCUAUUGCUGUUGAAAUGCUAUCAGCAGUGGUGCUCCUAAACCAGGCUUUGGAAAGCAAGAACACAGCGGCAACAAAGACUCAUCUCAGCAACCCAUGUGUUGGCUUUAAUAACUUGGAAGAAGAGAACUUGCAGCGUUAUGCUGACACCUUGAUGUCUAUUAAGUUAGAAGCUUCAUCUCAAGGACAACACUAUUUAAGCUGGAAUGAUAUCCAGAACUCUAUUGAUAUGGUUAAUACACAAAUUCAAGAGGAAAAUGACAGGAUUAUAGCAAUUGGUCACAUUAAUGAAGCCAUUGACCGGGGAGAUCCUACAAAAACAGUAGAAGCACUGCUGCUUCCUACAGCAAAACUGCAAGGUGUGAAAGAAGCAAAUGCAUGGCAUUACCAGGACAUUCUGAAGAAUGCAAAAACACUCAAGUGCCAGGAAUCUCAUGAUGAUUCUUCAGUCCUUUGGCUGGAUGAGAUACAGAAAGGAAUUGAUGAUGCUAACAGAAACUUAGAAGAUGCAUCAAAGUUGGCUGUUGGGACGAUAAUGAUAAACCAGUGUUUAGAAAAAGGUGACACUGGCCAGAUAAUCACCAUUCUACAAUCCCAUAACUUCAAUUUAAGAGCUCUCCUGGAGUGUGCUGAAACCUACUACAAUAGUCUGUUGGAAGCCAAGAAUCUAAAAAUGAAAGAUCCUGAUGAAGGCCCGUGGAUAAAAACUUUAAUGCAAGGCAGCUACAAUUACUACUUCGAUGUGGGAACUGGAAAGGGUACUUGUGUACCACCUGAAGGAAUUGUGCCAAAAACUUCUUGGCUAACUGGUGAAGAAAUUCAGACUGUUGUUUCCCAGGUUACAUCUGAUUACAAAAGAGAACAGCUGUGGUUUGCAAAUGAGGACCUGAUCAUUCAGCUGCAAGCUAAAGCAAGGGGAUUCCUUGUCAGAAAAAAAUAUAAGGAAAGAAAAGCAUAUCUGAAAAACCAGCAGCCAUCAGUGAUAAAAAUACAGGCAUCCUGGAAAGGUUAUAAGCAAAGGAAAAGCUACUCUGAAAGACUUCAAAUGUUGCAAAGAAAUGUCGCUUCUGUUGUCAAGAUUCAGUCAUGGGUCAAAAUGUGGUUAGCAAGAAAAGCAUACAAGGAACGGAUGCAAUAUUUCAAAAAUCAUAAUGAAGAAAUUGUGAAAAUCCAAGCCUUCCUUAAAGCAAACAAAGCUAGGGAAGACUAUAGAACACUGACUGGUUCUGAAAAUCCUCCUUUGAACGUCCUGCGCAAAUUUGCUUACCUCAUGGAUCAGAGUGAUUUAGACUUUCAAGAAGAGCUAGAAGUAACAAGGUUAAGGGAGGAGGUGGUCACAAAUAUCCGAUCUAGUCAACAGCUGGAGAAAGAUCUGAACCUGAUGGAUAUCAAGAUAGGAUUGCUGGUCAAAAACAGAAUAACUCUGCAGGAUGUUGUGUCACACAGCAAGAAGCUGAACAAAAAAAGCAAAAAUCAGGUAGAAGAGAUGGUGACUGGAGAUAAGCAGGGUAUCAAAGGCUUGAGCAAAGAGAGGAGGAAAAAGCUGGAGGCCUACCAACACUUGUUUUACCUUCUUCAGACUAAUCCAACUUACCUGGCAAAGCUGAUCUUCCAGAUGCCCCAGAAUAAAUCCACCAAGUUUAUGGAUACAGUUAUCUUCACUUUGUAUAACUAUGCUUCUAAUCCCCGAGAGGAAUACUUGCUUCUGAAGCUGUUUAAAACUGCUCUAGAAGAAGAAAUAACUUCCAAAGUAGACCAGAUUCAAGAUAUUGUCACAGGAAAUCCUACAGUCAUCAAAAUGGUUGUUAGCUUUAAUCGAGGCGCUCGAGGACAGAAUACUUUACGUCAGUUGUUGGCACCAGUGGUGAAAGACAUCAUGGAAGACAAAUCUCUAGCCAUCAACACUAGUCCUGUGGAAGUGUACAAAGCUUGGGUGAACCAAGUAGAAAUGCAAACUGGAGAGGCCAGCAAAUUACCUUAUGAUGUAACAACGGAGCAAGCACUGGCACAUCCCGAAGUAGUGAAUCGAUUGGAGUCCUCAAUUCAGAGCCUCAGAGCAGUUACUGAUAAAGUCCUUGCGUCCAUAUUCUCAUCUCUGAAUUUAAUGCCUUAUGGAAUGAGAUAUAUAGCCAAAGUUCUGAAGAACUCGCUCCAUGAGAAAUUCCCAGAGGCAACAGAAGAUGAGCUAUUAAAGAUUGUUGGAAAUCUCCUAUACUACCGAUUUAUGAAUCCAGCCAUUGUUGCCCCUGAUGGUUUUGACAUCAUUGACAUGACAGCUGGAGGCCAGAUCCAUUCUGAUCAGAGGAGAAAUUUGGGUUGUGUGGCCAAAGUCCUUCAACAUGCUGCCUCAAACAACCUAUUUGAAGGGGAAAAUGCACAUCUCUCAUCAAUGAACAGUUAUCUCUCCCAGACAUAUGAGAAAUUCAGGAAUUUUUUUCAAGCAGCCUGUGUAGUUCCUGAACCUGAAGAAAAAUUCAACAUUGAUGAAUACUCUGAUAUGGUAACACUUAGCAAGCCAGUUAUAUACAUCUCUAUUGAAGAAAUUAUCAACACACAUUCACUAUUGCUUGAGCAUCAGGAUGCCAUUGCUCCUGACCAUAAUGAUGUCUUAAAUGAGAUCCUGCAAGGUCUGGGAGAAGUUCCUCAUGUGGAGACAUUCCUUGGGGAAGGUGCUGUUGAUCCCAAUGACCCUAACAAGGAAAACACUUUAAGUCAGCUUGUUAAGACAGAAAUCUCUCUUUCAUUGACCAGAAAAUAUGAUUUACGAGAAGGUGAAGAACAGGACAUCAAGAGCCUGAUGAUGAAGACAAAAAGGCUUAUUAUUGAUGUGAUACGAGCUCAGCCAGGAGAGACACUUGCAAAAAUCUUGGAAACGCCAGCAUCUGAAUUUCAGGAAGCCGAGCACUUAAAAGUAAUUGAAAAACGUGCAAUUUUGGAUUCUAAAACACCAGAAAAAAUGAAACACAGUCGAUCUAUUCUUGAAGAAGGGCAGCUACCACUAGAACAAAAGAAAAGAAAAAUCCAGAGGAACCUCCGGACACUGGAACAGGCUGGACUGGUUUCAUUUGAAAAUAAGUACCAAGAAAUCAUCAACGAAAUAGCAAAGGAUAUCAGAAAUCAAAGAAGAUACAGACAACAUCGAAAAGCAGAACUGGUGAAACUCCAGCAGACAUUGAAUGCACUCAAUUCCAAGAAAGCUUUUUAUGAAGAUCAAAUUGAUUAUUACAACACUUACAUCAAAACCUGUUUAGAUAACUUGACAAGAAAAAAUUCACGGAGAUCAAUCAAAUUAAAUGGAAAACAAGAGGAGAAAGGAAACAAACUUAAGAACAUUUCACUGAAGUAUACAGCAGCACGGCUACAUGAAAAGGGGGUUAUACUAGGAAUUGAUGAACUUCAGCCUAACCAGUUUAAGAAUGUGAUGUUCGAAAUUACACCUGGUGAAGAGGUUGGUGACUUUGAUAUCAAAGCUAAAUUCUUGGGUGUGGAGAUGGAAAAGGUACAGCUCCAUUUUCAGGAUUUGCUUCAAAUGCAGUAUGAAGGUGUCUCUGUAAUGAAAAUGUUUGACAAAGCUAAAGUGAAUGUAAACCUCCUCAUAUUCCUGCUUAACAAGAAAUUCUAUGGGAAAUGAAGACUAAUGGUAUCUUGGACUCUGCUUCAAAUUAUCUGCAGUUCUGGGUCGGUGUUUUAACUAUUUGAAGCUAUUAUACAGCAGAUGUUUCUACAAGAAAGUCUAGAAGAAUAUACUUAUGUGCCUUUAUCAUCCUUUGAUAAAACAGUAGUAAAAUAAGGAAAUAUGAAUCAACUUGAAACACUUCCAGAUUUCUGCGGUGUAGGUACUCGAUUAAAAAUUAUAUGAUUUAGUGACAUUGCAACAUUGUGUCUCUAAUCUCUUAAGUAUGCAGGACAUGUAUUUGGGCAGCAUAUAUAGGAAUCUUUUCCCACUAAAAAUUAUAUACCCCAAUUACCAAAUAUAAUUCUCUUUUAGACAAUUAUUCUUAAUAAAAAGAAAUCCUAAGUUGUGUGUCUACAGAAUACCUUUUGCAAAUGUUUCUGGCUUUCUGCAAAAGUUAUGGCUCUUUUCCAGAGAUCUGUCAAUUGUAAAGUGAAUUAUUGUGCAAUUCAAAGUUUUUAUAGGUAAUUAUAAAUUUAACAUUGACUGUAUAAAAUAUAUAUUUUGCAAGUCAUUCCUACUAAAAAUGCACUACUGCCUCAUUGAAAUCCUAUAUACACAUCCUUUUAAUUUAUGUGUAAAGGGGCAAUUUGAAUAGUGAUCAAUUUUUUGCAAUGUACUUGAGGUAUUUUAGAGAAAUAAAUUGUGUCUGUCUUUUUGUAAGAAAAUAAAAAAUCCACAAAUAAAAUGC
Molecule: messenger RNA, 6250 nt
Organism: Rhineura floridana
Lineage: Eukaryota; Metazoa; Chordata; Lepidosauria; Squamata; Rhineuridae
Gene: IQGAP2
Product: IQ motif containing GTPase activating protein 2
Exons: 36
Coding region: 787-5517 (1576 amino acids)
Biological process (GO): regulation of GTPase activity; regulation of actin cytoskeleton organization
Cellular component (GO): cytoplasm
Molecular function (GO): GTPase activator activity; actin filament binding; calmodulin binding
Source: RefSeq, a predicted model, not a curated record